AUGGACCGACCAAGCCAGGAUUUUGGCGACCAAGCCCAGAACUUUCAAAACAACUUUCCCCUGACAACCGACGAUGCCAAUAUUGAUCCUUUGCUCGACUGCACAACGGGAGCUCAGAUGCCCCCGAUUGUUAGCAAUCCCAUGGACAACCAACUUCUCAUGGGCUCUGCCAUGUGGAGCCCGCUGAACAACCCCGUCAACUUCUACCCUCCCAGCAUGCCAGCAAUGGCACCAACAGCUUUGAGCAACAGUCCAAAAGCACCUACCGACACGCAAUCAACCCCAAGAACUUCAUCCACUGAUUCCAUGCUUGGCGGCCCAACACGGAAAUCGAGCAAGUCGUCUAUUCCUUCUGUCGAUUCGGCCAAUACCGACACCAAACCUCGGCGUAGCAGCAGAGCUACCAAGACACAACGCCAACAGCCACCGGCAGAACCUGCCACUAAGCCGCGUCGGCGAAGAGCUUCCAAGGAGCCAUCACUCAAGGAGGAAGAUGAGGACGAGGAUGAUGGGCUGGAUGACUCAGGCAAACGCAGCAAGUUUCUUAAGCGCAACAGGAUUGCAGCGUCGAAAUGUCGUCAAAAGAAGAAGGAAUGGGUUAAUCAAUUGCAGGAUACCCGGGUUGGCUUGGAGAACGAAAAUAAUGCUCUACACAGGCAAUACAACGGCCUCGUGGACGAGUUGAGCACCAUCAAGAAUCAACUCAUGCAGCACGCAUCUUGCAAUGAUGCCAACAUCGACCAAUGGCUAGACAAUGAGGCAAAGAAGUUCGUUCAGCGAAUUGCAGCGCAGAGCAGACAACCUCCCCCAGUCCCAGCAUCCCAUGGGCCUGGUGACUUUUACAGCACGCAUCGUCGUAGCUCAAGUGUAGCCACCUCUAUACCGCGAUCGAUAGACUCAGAUAUCAUUUACGACCACGUGCCGAACAACCUUGUUAAUUCGAGAUAUUGA
This is a messenger RNA of Fusarium redolens, 951 nucleotides long. RefSeq lists its product as uncharacterized. Gene Ontology annotation, molecular function: RNA polymerase II cis-regulatory region sequence-specific DNA binding; DNA-binding transcription factor activity, RNA polymerase II-specific. Bases 1 to 951 code for a protein of 316 amino acids. The transcript has 2 exons. The record is from RefSeq and is a predicted model, not a curated record. NCBI's taxonomy places the organism in Eukaryota, Fungi, Ascomycota, Sordariomycetes, Hypocreales, Nectriaceae. Gene Ontology annotation, biological process: regulation of transcription by RNA polymerase II.